AUGCCUCCGUUGGGGGACCCAACCUGCAUAGAUGUUUUUGUGAACCAGGUUUGUCGGGAUUUAUCCAGCUUGAUAUCUCGUCAUGGUGGCUUCAAUUGCAGCAAAAGCGAGUACAAAGCUUUGCUGGACUUGGAGAAAAAGAAAAAUCUCAUCAUCAAACCCUUGGACAAGGGGGGGAACAUUGUGUUGAUGAACACCAAUGACUAUACCAACAUGUGUCAUACCUUGCUUGAUGAUAGGGACACAUAUGAAAAACUGAAGUGUGACCCCACCGUUGAAUACCAGAGGGAGUUAAUUGACAUAUUGCGAAUAGCAAAAAUUGAUGACCUUAUCUCUGGUAAAGACUGGAUCAAAGUCUCCCAAGGUCAUCUAAUUCCAUCUCCUUCUUAUGAAAUAGAAAGUAAUCAAUCCCAACUUAGCAAUAAUAGAAACGGGCAUAUUCUGGGUGAGAUGUCUGCAAAUUCGGAAUAUGGGAACGAUUUUGAAAAUAAUGCUAAUCUUUCUGUGCACAAUGAAAUUCAGAAAGAUGAACGUCGGAAAUCAAAUCUUGUUGAACAUCAGAAAACUCACAUAGGAGAGAAGCCAUUUUCAUGUUCGGAAUGUGGGAAAUGUUAUAGUGAUAAAUCAAGUCUUCUGAAACAUCAGAGAAUUCACACAGGAGAGAAGCCAUAUUCAUGUUCAGAAUGUGGGAAAUGUUUUAGUCGGAAAUCACAUCUUGUUGAACAUCAGAAAACUCACACAGGAGAGAAGCCAUUUUCAUGUUCGGAAUGUGGGAAGAGGUUUAGGAGUCAACAGCAACUUAAGAUACACCUGGGAACUCAUACUGGGGAGCAGCAAUAUUCAUGUUCAGAAUGUGGGAAAUGUUCUAGUGAUAAAUCAAGUUUUGUGAUACAUCAGAGAAUUCAUACAGGAGAGAAUCCAUAUUCAUGUUCAGAAUGUGGAAAGUGUUUUCGUCAGAAAUCACAUCUUGUGAGACAUCAGAAAACUCACACAGGGGAGAAGCCAUUUUCAUGUUUAGAAUGUGGGAAAUGUUUUAUUCAGAAAUCACAUCUUGUUGAACAUCAGAAAACUCACACAGGAGAGAAGCCAUUUUCAUGUUCGGAAUGUGGGAAAUGUUUUAGAAACAAAUCAAUUCUUGAGGUACAUCAGAGAAUUCACACCGGGGUUAAGCCAUUUUUAUGCCCUGAAUGUGGGAAAUAUUUUAAUCAUAAAUCAGAUCUUGUGAAUCAUAUGAGAAAUUACACUGCAUAUAAAUCAAAGUUUUUCAGGAUGCGUUUCGACCCGUCCAGCCGUCCUCAGCUGAUGGAACAGGAAGGCUGGACGGGCCGAAACUCAUCCUGA
Molecule: messenger RNA, 1341 nt
Organism: Bufo bufo (common toad)
Lineage: Eukaryota; Metazoa; Chordata; Amphibia; Anura; Bufonidae
Product: zinc finger protein OZF-like
Exons: 4
Coding region: 1-1341 (446 amino acids)
Biological process (GO): regulation of immune system process; regulation of cytokine production; negative regulation of transcription by RNA polymerase II
Source: RefSeq, a predicted model, not a curated record